AUUUUAGUUCGUUUUCAGAUAUCGUUGCAGCUGGUUUUGUACCGGACGUUAAGACCAUUUCCGUUCUUGUAUAUGGGAAUAAUAGAUUUAUGUGGGAGAGAUAAAUGCUGCUUUGAAAUGUUCGCUUCGUUUGAAAUUAAUUUCCUGCAAAAAGGCAGCAGCAGAAUCAUCAAAAAAUCAACGUAAUUAUCUAAACAAUAAAAUGAAUUUCACUUUGGCAUCCAAAUUCUUCGAGGGCCGCCCAUCGAAAAUAACACCAUAUGUAUGUAUGCAUGUUCGUUGAUUCUGAUGAAUCUAUAGCACCAAAAACCUCAACAACGAAUGAUAUUAUACAGAGAGUAACUAAAAAGUAAUCAUAUACAAAUUACCAUAAAGGAAUCAUGCAAAAGUAAAAGAGAAUAGUGAUAACAGUGUUAGUGCUAGUGCACGCUCGUGUCUCCUUCCGACAACGAAGCAUAAGUUCGUAUGUAUGUAAAUAUGUAUGUACAUAUGAAUGGAUGUAAAGAAAGUAACCCGUUGAAAAAGAAAAUUUCUAAAUCCAGUGUGGAAGCUUUAACCGAUAAAUGUGAGGGAAUCAAAAAAUUCCAAACGAAGUAACGCUGUGCUUGAAACAAGGCGAAUACUUGUACCAACUGCCAAUAGCUAAAGGCAAACCGGAUCGGACCGGACCGGAUAUGUGUGAAGUGUAAACAGGGAAUUGCGACAAAAUAAUGCUAACGCCUUUUUAUACAACAUAUGUACAUAUUUCAGUUUAAAUUAUUUUUCGAAAGUGAGAAAUAAGUGUGCUGUUGUGAUUUAGAAAAUGUGUGCAAAAAUGUCUAGUGAAGAAGGUUUGUAUGUAUGUACAUAUGUAUGUAUGUAUGUGUUGAAACCGACUAACAGUUAAAAUCAACGAAAUUCAUUACAUAGCAGACGCGUAAAUGAAAUAACACUAAGAACGGAAUAAGAUCAAUAAGCACAGAAAAAAUGUCCUUUUAUACAUAGUUCCCAAAGCUAAGAGUGUCGGUGUACACAUAGUGAUAGUGGUAGAGAGAGCUUUAUCGCAAAAGUUUCUCGGUUUCACAUAAAACGAGCUCGCAUUCCAGAUUUUCUUUACAUUUCAAAUCGUUCUCCUUUACUGAUUCCUUUAUUUCAUUUUCCGCCCACGAAGGGUGGCUUCGUAUGCCCUCCUAACACUUUAACCCGCGAGAAAUAAUAUAUGUACAUAUAGACAUAUACUUAUACAAGUGGUUGUGCGUGUGCGUUAGCAGCACCCGAAAAAGAAUCGAAAUGCAAAAUAUCUACGUAAAGCAUUCAAGGAACGUAAUAGAACUCAACGAACUUCUUCACUAACCUUUCCGGUGCCUUUAGUACACCGCUGCAACCAUAUUUCGUCUACAUAAUAUGUACAUAACAUCAGUAGUGAUUCUCUUUCGCAGAAGCCAGAUAGGCGAAGAUAAAUUCGCGCAGUAAACGAAUAUGGUGGAAAACUAAAUACCUACAUACAUUCACAGCAAAAGCUAACAGUAUACAAACACUCGAAAGUAUAAAGGAAUACCAACAAAAUAAUAGAACAUUAAGGUGCUCUCAGUACAUUGGAAUGAUGCAGUUGUGUCUGAAAAGGUAGCUCAUCAACCACGCACCAUAAAAUGAGGCUGCUUCUACAACGAAAUGCAUUUAAUAUUGAUAAUAAAACCGUUAAAUACGAGAACAAUAAAUACAAUCUUUAAAAUAAGACAACCCGUUAAAAACAACAAAUCUAACAAAGCAACUUCCACCUCGAACCUUGGUACUCACUAACUAACAAACAUAUUGAGUAUUAAAAGUAUUUUUCCUCGCAUCAAUUGGCUGAAAAAUCAUUCAAAAUUACGAGCUACCACCCACCCACACCAAAAGUCAAACAAAACCCGGCCAACAUGGACUCCGGUUCAUGGCCGGGUUUUGACGAUGAACCACCACCAGAGCCCAGAGACGGUUGGCUACUGGUACGCGUCCAUGUACCCGAACUGAACGUCUACAAAUGCCUACAAUUUCCAUCAGACCGUUUAGUUUGGGAUGUGAAGCAACAGGUGCUGUCGUCUCUGCCAAAGGUGGCCUUUUGGUUUAAGGAACUAAAAGAGAGUUUCAACUAUGGACUCUUUUGCCCUCCUUCGAAUGGGAAGGCAGGCAAAUUUCUCGAUGAAGAGCGCCGGCUAGGUGACUAUCCCUUCAACGGUCCUGUCGGCUACUUAGAGUUGAAGUACAAGAGACGAGUUUACAAAAUGCUAAACUUGGACGAAAGGCAGUUAAAAGCUUUGCACACUCGCGCCAACUUACGACGGUUUCUGGAGUGCAUCAAUGCAGGUCAUGUGGAAAAGAUAGCAAAAAUGUGUGCCAAGGGAUUAGAUCCGAAUUUCCAUUGUCCAGAAAGUGGUGAAACCCCAUUAACAGUUGCGACUGGAGCUAAAAAACCAAACAAAUUACUAAUAGCAUUGGUGAACGGUGGUGCUUUGCUGGAUUAUCGCACAAAAGACGGCACUACAGCUCUCCAUAGAGCCGUUGAAAAGGACUCUCUCGAGGCAGUAACGACAUUAUUGGAAUUGGGUGCGUCACCUAACUACAAGGACGGACGUGGCAUAACACCUUUAUAUGUAUCGAUAGCUCGAAAAUGUGAUCCAAAAGUAACAGAGAACUUACUACACGAUCACGCGACAUUGGGUAUACAAGAUACACAAGGUUGGAAUGAAGUACAUCAGGCCUGUCGCCAUGGUCUGGUACAACAUUUGGAACAUUUAUUGUUUUAUGGUGCUGACAUGGAUGGUCGUAACGCUUCCGGUAACACACCAUUGCAUGUAUGCGCUGUUAACAACCAAGAGGCUUGUGCUAAAAUGCUUCUGUUUCGUGGUGCACAACGUGCCGCCCUCAAUUAUGCCAAUCAAACUCCCUAUCAGGUGGCUGUAAUCGCAGGAAAUAUGGAACUUGCGGAAAUAAUACAAAAUUAUAAGCCUGAUGAUGUUGUUCUCUUUCGUGGACCACCACGCUAUAAUCCAAAACGUCGGUCGACGGUCGGUUGGCCAAGUGGCAGCUGCGCAGGCAGUUGUGCAGGUAGCCUUAUGGGCACUUUGUCACGUAACGGUACAUGUGGCCAACACGGACCGCCGUCGCCAUGUCCAUCCGAACAUAUCCCAUACAGCUCCGCUAGUUCAAGCCUUUCAGAAGGAUCAUCAGGACAUCGUUCACACGAGGAUGACAUCAGCAUUGUAACAGAUAAAUCACUUGGUGACACCAGCGACAUAAUUAGCGACUCAUCUGGUGUCGGCACAAAUUCGGACUCGGCUGCGUGUUCCAUUGGUCAUCCAAGUACGACGGUCGUAUGUAUGGAGCCAUAUCCCGGCAACACUACAGGGCACAUUUCAUUGCAACCAGGCGAUGUUAUCGAAGUGGUCGGAUCUACCGAUUGUGGGCUUUUGGAAGGAUAUAUACGGGGAUCCAAUCAAUCAGGUUUCUUUCCAGCCGACUGUGUACAAGAAGUUAACUUGCGCCAAAAGAAUAUUACAAAUGUAUCCCUAGCGGCUAUACCGGUUAUAAGUGGCAGUAGUAACACUAGUAGCCAGUCACCAUAUUCACAGCACACAUCGAUGGAUGGUUCCAUUAGUGGCUCAGCGAAUAAACAGAGUUCACCUCAGCUAAGCAUGCCAAGUGUUAGAAUGGCUGCGCAUACUGCAAAUAGUGGUGGCACGCUGCCACGCUCAAGUAUUCCACCUACCCACGUCCAUCACUCGCCUUCUGUGUCACUAAAUAGCAAUGGUUCUGGCUCGGCGAUGAAUGGCGGGAACGCUGAUACGGAAAGUAUUAAAAGCAUAGGCAUGGUAAUGAGUAAAGAUAUUGCAAACGGGGGCAGUGGAGCCUACAACGCCCCACAAUUAAUCGGUCAAUACAACAGUGCCACAGCUCCAAGAAUGAAGAAAUCGGGUUUCAAUGAUCCGCGCACGGUAGUACUACAUCGAGCUAAGCGUGGUUUUGGUUUCAUACUGCGUGGUGCAAAAGCUUCGUCCCCGCUCAUGCAAUUAAAGCCAACAGAUCGCUUUCCUGCCUUACAGUACUUAGACGACGUAGAUCCCGGUGGUGUAGCAGAUAUGGCAGGCUUGCGUCCAGGAGACUUUCUUCUUGCCAUCGGAGGCGAAGAUGUUCGAGCCGCUUCCCAUGAAAAGGUCGUCGAAAUGAUACGAUCUGCUGGGGCGCUUGUCUCAAUGACUGUUAUUUCCCCGCAAUUUCCCAAUCAAAUGCAAGCUUCAGCACAAUUCUUGCCCAGUAGUCACCCAUUAUCUAGCGGACCAAGCACACCCCAAACCUCCCAUCGUCAAUGCGCAACUUUGCCGCGCAAAAUGUCUAUGGGGCCCGGUAGUGCCGCGACUGCCAGUAUUGGUACUGGUAGCGGUCGAAUGCCUGCUCCACUACCACCACGCCGAGAUCCAAAAACCACACUGAGCGUUGGACGGGCAAGAGCAAAAUCUAUGGUGGCUGGUCUGGAAAGUGGUGGCGAAAAAGAUGACGACGACUUGCCACACACCAAAUCCUCAUCAGUGGAGUCUAUUGUAACACCCACACCCACUCAUCCUGGUACACCGGUACAAUUACGUACAGCUAGCAUCAAAGCUAGGCCAACAUCUAGCCGCAUAACCGCCGCCGAACUAGAGGAGCUCUUCCAGCGUCAGCAGGGCGAAGCAAUUGAUGGCUCGAAUCGCUACUCCACUAUGAUGACUACGUCCCGCUUUCAAUCUGGAACAGAUAGUGGUGCAGCUACACCACCGGCCUGCACCAAUUCACCGAUGAAAGCGCCACUUGUCUACGGUAGCGUUGCAGAAAUGAAACGCAAAACAAAAACUAAAAACGGUACUUUGCGUGGGAAACCGUGCCCAAUUCCAAUUGUGGGAGGAACUGGUGCUCGUGAUCUGAAGCGUUUCCACUCAACUCCGGACCUAAACGCACACUUAAAUGGUUCUGCAUCAUCAAUUUGGGCCGCGGCGAGCAAGGGACACCAUUCGCAAGAUGAUGUCGCCACUCUGCACGCUUCUAUGCAGCGUCUUAAUAUGCUACCGCCACCGACACACCCCCCACCACCGCCGCCUGUUGGUCAAGUGAUUAAAGUAGAGACUCGCAGCACAUCUGAAUAUGAAUCCACUCUAUCGUUACAGCAGAAGCUAAAGAAACGAGCUGAAAGUGAUGUGGUCACUGCUGCUGCCAUCGAUGGAGUUCAAUCGAGUUUCAACCCCUCUGCUAAUGCCAAAAUUUAUGCCUCACCCCAAGAACUACGCAAUGUCAUGGCUUGGAAACUACGACAAGCGCAGGAGAGUCGCCAAAGUCAAAGUAGUCAGCCGCAUCAGCAACAACAGCAGCAGCAACUGCAGCAGCCACUAAACUUGAAUAUACCGACAACACCUAUAACACAGUCAACAAUAAAUCACCCUACAAAAGCCCAAAAGCAAAUUUCUAGUAGUCAGUAUGCCCAACCUACCAUAAGUCAAGUGGUUCAGCAACAGAAGCAGGAGCAGAAGAAGGAGCAACAGCCACAACAAACGCUAUAUGAUGAGAGCCAACGAAAUGGCAACACUGAAGUCAGCAGUUCGAACAAUAAUAAUAUAACAACGGGAUCCGCUCCUCCUAUACCAGAGCCAGAUUACAGUUUCAGUGAAUCAGACGGUGAAGAUGAAAACUCCAUUUUAGUCGCUCGAAAUACUAAAUUAAACGAAAAAAUCGCACUUAUCGAGGUACCCGAGACGAGUGGAAAUAGUCAAGCGAGUUCUGGUUCAGCCUCCAUCUCUCACUCUCUGUCCGUGGAUGAAAUCCAGCGCGUCCGCAGCAAUUUGAAACAGUCAAAGUCUUCGCCAAACGGUUUCCUUAAAAACGAAAGUGGUCAAAGGUUCGAGUCGGCAAAUACAGUACAGAGUAAGCCUACUCAAAGCAGUGCUGAAGAUCAGAAAAAUAACAAUAAAGACAGCGCUAAUCAGGCUAACGAGGUAAACGAGGAAGAAGGUGACAAGAGUUCCUCAAGUGUUAGCAGUGACCAAGAAGUUGCAGGCGGAACGUCCAAGCGGGACACUCCCAAAUCCACAGAUACAAUUAAGAAAAAGCCCAGCGUCACAAUUGACGACGAACCUAAGACAACACCUAAUCCAGCCAAAGAGCCGCAAAACACUACAACGCAAUCGAAUGUCGUUGAAGAAAGCGUGGUUGACAGUGCGGAUUCUCCUGCGAGUUUUUCACGAACCAUAACCAAUGCCACAGCAGAAGACUCGAAACCAGUUACUGCAUCUACUUCAACAACACCAAGUGGAACGCUACAGGACACUUCAGCAGUAGUGAUUUCUGACACCGAGAAAAUUCCCACAUCUACCGUUGCCAGUACAGCUGCUGCGUUUGAGGCCAAAGCAACAGCCACCACAGUAACUGUUAAACAAAUGGUACAACAGCAACACGCCCCUGUAAUACAACAGCAACAACAGCAAAUGUCAGCAACGAAAGUUAAGUCCUUAGUUAUCCAAAGCCAACAGAUAAGUAGCAGCAAAGUUCAUGCCAAUGCAAGCGGCCGUUUAUCACAGCCACAUUCCAAUCAUACAAAGCAACAGCAAACAGCGAAAAUUCUACCCGUAAAUAUACCACAACAGCACUUGCAUCCGAAUCAGAAAUUGCUCGCUACCCAACAGCACAUAUUUUUACAGCAGCAGCAACAACAACAUCAUCAACAACAGCAGCAGCAACAGCAACUGCAUCAACAGCAGCUAGCGCAUCAGCAGCACUUGCAGCAAAUAUUGAAGGCGAAAGCAGCCGCUGCUGGCGUUGCAGGUGCAAACACAGCCGCCAUAGUCACCAAGCAGCAACAGCAACUGCAUAAAAAAUCCCAGCAUGAAAUGACGUCUGCCGUCUUCGAAUCUGAACAUGAACAGCGGUCUGAAGACGAAGGCGAUUUAAGUCCCUCGCCACCGGCCAAAGCAUUCCAGCGCCACAAUUCCUUGACUCGAAAACAGGCAGCAGCCAUUGCUAUGCAGCGCGCCACCCGAAGCGCAGCCGUCUCUCUAAUGCAGCUGCCGCCCCCAAUCGAGGCGGACAGUGAUAAUGAGCCGUGCGUAACCGCCGGCAGCGGCGGGGGUAAUAACGCCGUGUUGAGCGCCGCUGUGCAAGGCAGCGGUGGGCACGCGGGUGGUGUGGUGCCCAUAGGCGCCGAAAACAUUGUGCUAGCGCCGCCUCCACAAUUCUGCGAUUGCAAUGACAUCAAGCACGCCCCACAACAGCAGCUUCAUCACAUGCCACCAGCGCAGCAACACCUCCAACAACAACAACCGCAACAACACAUGCAUUUACAGCAGCAACAGCAAUAUCAGCUGCAGGUGCGCGCGCACAUGCAAAUGCAUGGAAGCGGUGGUGGUGGCGGUGGAGGUGGAGGCGGCACGGCUGCUAUGAACGUAGUUCCGGGUAAUGUCGGAACUCUGGGACGCGUGCGCCUCGUAGGGACGGCUCCUAAAACCACACACCACCGAUUUCAUUGAGGGAAAUUAUUUAGAUAUAAAAUAUGUUUCUAAGUAUAUGUAUGUCUAUGGCAUGUGAAAGAAGAGCAAAGUAAUCUCCAGUGCUAAAACCCUCUACAUAUGUAUGUAUACAAUACAGUAUAACAUUUUAAUUAAGCUCUACUAAAUACAUAUGAAUUUAUUGCAGUUUUUGAAAUGCUCUGUCAACUUCUUAAAUGCGGCAACUUAUUUUUUAUUUCUGAACAAUUUGUAAACUUUGAGUAUCCUUGCCGAAUAAGUAUCACCCUCGUUGCGAGAGUCGUGUAGAAUCGAAUCACGUCAUUGCCUAAAAUAUCCACUCGACUAGUGUAUUAAAACCAAAAAACUUGGUAGCAUUGUAUAGUUUUCGACGAUUUUGGUCGUUUACUUAUUUCAGUAUGACAGUAGACAAAGCCACUGUCUACGAGUCGUACAAUUUAGCCUUAUUUACGACUUACGCAAUGAGGCUGUAUGUGUUGGAAAAUUAAUAUAAAUUAAAACAUCAAAAAAAAAAAAUUCCAAACAAAUAUAUAAUUAAUAACAACGGAAGAUAAGGCACAAGACCAAUAGGUGCAGGCAGCAGGUCAUUCUUAUAAAAUAAUAAAAAGCUUACAUAAAAGUUGAAAUUGUGUAAUGUGUAUAGUGAGUUAUGAAGCUGAUAUUAAAUGGAAAAACAUGUUACGAGAACCAUAUACAUACUAAAUAAAACCAAAAGUAUUUACAUACAUAAAUUCCCAUGGAAAGCGCCGUAUACCAUGGCACCUAAAUAUAA
Molecule: messenger RNA, 8271 nt
Organism: Rhagoletis pomonella (apple maggot)
Lineage: Eukaryota; Metazoa; Arthropoda; Insecta; Diptera; Tephritidae
Gene: Prosap
Product: PH and SEC7 domain-containing protein
Exons: 14
Coding region: 1896-7502 (1868 amino acids)
Cellular component (GO): postsynaptic membrane; postsynaptic density; dendritic spine
Molecular function (GO): synaptic receptor adaptor activity; ionotropic glutamate receptor binding
Source: RefSeq, a predicted model, not a curated record